Molecule: messenger RNA, 675 nt
Organism: Ichthyophthirius multifiliis
Lineage: Eukaryota; Ciliophora; Oligohymenophorea; Hymenostomatida
Product: zinc c2h2 type family protein, putative
Exons: 2
Source: RefSeq, a predicted model, not a curated record
AUGGAUAGCAGAAUAAAUAAACACUUCCAAUUCUUAAAUAUCUUAAAAUACAGAAAGUAAAAAUAAAAAUUACUAAUAUUUUUAUAAUUAUAUUUAUUAAAUUUUUAAGUUUACCCAAAAUAUAAUUAAUAAACUAACUACUAUUAAGAAUUUUGGAAAACAUACUUAAUGAAUGAAAUGAUGAUUUCUAAAAUAAAUGAACUAUCAACUGAUAAUUAAGUGCUAGAUUCAAAACUAAACGAAUUAGAAGUAAUAUUAAAGUUAUAAUAUACUAAAUUUGUAUAACAUUUAAAAAAAGAAUACUAAAAAUUAAUUUGCAUGAAAAAUAAAAAAAAAAACAGAAGAACUUCGAAUGAAAUAGAAAAAAGCUAAAUUUGUCCCUAUGUUGAAUGUUCUAAAUUAUAUGGAUCAGAAGUAUCAUUGAACCUACAUAUAAAACUUAAGCAUAAUGGAGGAAAUAAAACUGAAAGAGAAAGAUUAGCUGUUAUUUUUUUUAUAUAUAUUUAUGCAUUUAAAUAUUUUAAUAAUUUAGCUUUCAAUAUGCAUGGCUUAAGAAUAAGGAAAAUCAACACCAUAUUAAAAUUUGAAUUUUCCUCCUGGAUAUUUACAAGUAUUUUUUUUAUUAUAAGUGUUUUAUAAAUUUAUUUUAUUUAAGUAUUUUAAAGAAUAAUAUGA